AUGGACCCCUCCCAAGUCAAGAUCCCCCCCAUGAAAGACCAAACGGUCGACAACAUCACCGACAAUGUAAUCACCAUCAACUCCCUCUGCGAAGAUGAGCGCAUGAAAUACAUCCUCGAACGCCUAGUCACCCACCUACACGACUUCGCCCGCGAAACCCGCCUCAGCAGCGACGAAUGGAUGACCGGCCUCCGCUUCCUCACAGAAGUCGGCCAAAUCUGCACAGACGUGAGACAAGAAUACAUCCUCCUCUCCGAUGUCCUCGGCCUAUCCAUUCUCGUCGACUCAAUCGACCACCCCAAGCCCAAGGGCUCCACAGAAGGAACCGUCCUCGGCCCUUUCCACACGCAUGAUGCCGAGGAAAUGCCGGCCGGGGACUCCAUGUCCCACGACCCCAAAGGCGAGCCCUUGCUGGUCGUCUGCACGCUGAAGGAUAUGGCGGGGCGGGCGAUCGAGGGCGUAAAGAUUGAUAUCUGGGAGACCGAUUCCACAGGCCAUUACGAUGUCCAGUAUGCGGGACGCGAGGGCCCAGAUGGACGGUGUAUUAUGCGAUCGGACGAAAGUGGUGUCUUUUGGUUCAAAGCGAUUACACCCGUGCCGUAUCCCAUUCCGCAUGAUGGGCCGGUGGGUCGAUUGCUGAAGAAGUUGCAUCGGCAUCCGUAUCGCCCUUCGCAUAUGCAUUUCAUGUUUGAGAAGGAGGGCUAUGACCAUUUGAUCACCGCAUUGUAUUUGCGGAAUGAUCCGUAUGAGACAUCCGAUGCGGUCUUUGGCGUGAAGGAUUCAUUGACGGUGGAUAUUGGCAAGGCAGGCCCGGAAAUCGCGAAGAAGUAUAAUGUGCCUGAGGGCCAUGCGCUGCUCACUUAUGAUUUUGUGCUGGUGUCGGAUGAGGAGACGAGCCAGCUCCGCGCUCACAAUUCCAAGAUCGCGCUGGAUAAGCUGGGUCGGAAGGUGAAGAUUGUUAAUGGACUUCCUAUCCCGGACCUGGACUAA
This is a messenger RNA of Penicillium olsonii, 990 nucleotides long. The record is from the annotation of a GenBank genome assembly. Lineage: Eukaryota; Fungi; Ascomycota; Eurotiomycetes; Eurotiales; Aspergillaceae.